Spea bombifrons (plains spadefoot toad) is the source of this 3536-nucleotide messenger RNA. RefSeq names its product periostin (gene POSTN). The transcript has 25 exons. Gene Ontology annotation, molecular function: protein binding. The coding region runs from base 50 to 2656 and encodes 868 amino acids. The record is from RefSeq and is a predicted model, not a curated record. Lineage: Eukaryota; Metazoa; Chordata; Amphibia; Anura; Pelobatidae.
UUGGCAGUUCUCCCUUUUCGUUUACAAGAAGCAAGAGGGGAACUACAGGAUGAAGCUAAUAUUUUUAUCCAUUUUUUUAAUGUGUGCUUUACAUCAUGCAGACAGUAAUGCUUAUUAUGACAAGAUCUUGUCUCACAGUCGUAUAAGGGCAAGGAAACAAGGUCCAAAUGUCUGUGCUUUGCAACAAGUUAUGGGGACCAAAAAAAAAUAUUUCAGUACCUGCAAAAAUUGGCACCAAGGAGCCAUCUGUGGCAAAAAAGCGACUGUUUUGUAUGAAUGUUGCCCAGGUUACAUGCAAAUGAAUGGCCAACCAGGAUGCCCUGCAGUUGCUCCUAUCGAUAAUGUGUAUGGCACUCUUGGCAUUGUGGGAGCCACCGCAACACAAGAUUACUCUGACCAAUCAGAUCUGAGAAAGGAGAUAGAAGGAGUGGGAUCCUUCACCUUCUUUGCACCCAGCAAUGAUGCAUGGGACCUUCUGGAUCCUGAAAUUCGUUCCUCAUUGCUAAGCAAUGUGAAUAUUGAAUUGCUUAAUGCUCUUCAUUACCAUAUGAUUAAUAAGAGGAUGCUAACAAAAGAUCUAAAAAAUGGAUUAUCAGUUGAAUCUAUGUUUAAUAAUCAAAGACUUUUAAUAAACCACUAUCCAAAUGGGAUUGUCACAGUGAACUGUGCAAGGAUAAUUCACGGAAACCAGAUUGCAACAAAUGGAGUCGUUCAUGUAAUUGAUCGAGUUGUGACCGCUGUUGGAAACACAAUUGAAGAUUUCAUUGAUUCUGAAGACGAACUCUCUACCUUUAGAGAAGCUGGUAUUGCUUCUAAUGCAUUACAAAAACUUGGAAAACCAGGACAUUAUACAUUGUUUGCCCCAACUGAUGAAGCUUUUGAAAAACUUCCACGAGAAGUUCUAGACAGAAUUAAAUCUGAUAAAAAGGCAGCUGAAGCUCUGGUGAAUUUCCAUAUCCUUGACUCUGUUCAGUGUUCUGAAGCCAUUAUGGGUGGAGCAGUAUUUGAUAGCCUUGAAGGAAGCCCUCUUCAGAUAGGAUGUGAUGGUGACAGUCUAACUGUAAAUGGUAAAAAGAUUGUGAGCAGGAAGGAUAUCGUCACAAGCAAUGGUGUUAUCCACUUGAUCGAUGAUGUCCUCAUUCCCGAUUCUGCCAAACAAGUCAUGGAGCUUGCUGGAACCCAACAGACCACCUUCACUGACCUUAUGGCACAGAUGGGCCUAGCAGCCUCUAUGAGACCAGAUGCAGAAUACACACUUCUUGCACCACUGAACGAUGCUUUCUCUGAGGAAACCUUAAGAUUGGAUCAACGUGUCCUGAAAUUUAUUCUGCAGAAUCACAUUCUUAAAUCAAAAGUGGUCCUUAAUGAACUUUACAAUGGUCAGACAUUGGAAACCGUUGGUGGCAAACUUCUAAGAGUGUUUGUUUACCGCACGGCUGUAUGCAUUGAGAACUCAUGCAUGCUUCGUGGAAGCAAAGAAGGAAGGAAUGGAGCAAUCCACACAUUCAGAGAGAUUAUUCGGCCAGCAGAGCAGUCAUUCUAUGACAUCAUAAGCCUUGACAAACGAUUCAGCAUUUUCUUAAGUCUCGUUGAAUAUGCUGAUCUUAAAGAACUUCUAAUGCAACCUGGAGCCUGGACCCUAUUUAUUCCAACCAAUGACGCCUUUAAAGGGCUAAGUGAAGAAGACAUCGAACUCUUAAAACGUGACAAGGUUGCUCUUCAGAACAUUCUGCUCUAUCACCUGGCACCUGGAGUAUUCAUUGGAGGUGGAUUUGAACCCGGUGUCACAAACAUUCUCAAAUCCCUACAAGGAAGUAAAAUAAUGGUCAAGGCAGUAAAUGAUUCAAUUGCAGUGAACGAUGUAUUCUCAAAGGAGGCAGAUCUUAUGGCAAACAACGGUGUUAUUCAUAUUGUCGAUAAACUUCUUUUCCCUGCAGACGCACCUGUUGGAAAUGAGCAACUGCUGUCAAUUCUCAAUAAAAUCAUCAAGUACAUAACUAUUAAGUUUGUUCGUGGAAGCACUUUCAAAGAAAUUCCCUUGACUAGAUACAUUACAAGAAUAACUACUAAUGUCCAGCCUAUUGUUGUUAAAGAACCCACCAUCACAACAUUAAUCGGUGGAGGUGAGACUAUUCGCAGAGUUAUUCAAGGAGGCACUUUGACUGAGGAUGAUACUACUGGGAAUAAAAAUGCAGAGCCCACUAUUACCAAAGUAACGGAAAUAAUUGAAGGGCAGCCAGAGAUUAAAGUGAUUCGUGGAGGUGAGACAAAAAUAACUAAAGUCAUCCAAGGAGAGCCUACUAUAACAAAAGUAACAAGAGUGAUUGAAGGAAAUCCAGACUUCAGCCUGGUUAAGGAAGGAGAAACUAGAGUGACCAAAGUAAUCCAAGGUCCUGAAAUAAAAUAUACUCGUGUCUCCACUGGUCUUGGUGAUGACACAGAUGAAGAAACACUGAAAAAGUUGCUUGAAGAAGAAGUCACCAGGGUAUCCAAGUUCAUUGAAGGUGAUUCACAGUUACUUGACGAUGAUGAGCUCAAAAGGCUUCUCCAGGGAGAGCCACAGGUUAGAAAAAUACAGACAACCAGGAGGAUACAAGGCCAACCCCUGAGGAGAAAAAUGAGGAGAAGUCAUGCACCAAAAACCACUCAACAAUAACUGUAUUGACGCCUCACAGGAGAUUAGCUUUGACGAGUACAAAUUGAACAAUAUACUAUUUUGGAAAAAGGGGUUUUAUGAAUUAUCUGGCAUCUUCCGAAACCUUUUUUUAAUCUGUGGAAAUAUUAAAUUUAUGUUCAAAUCAAAAUUUCGAUAAAGGAGGAUGAUAUGUAUAAAGUAGCUAAAACAUAGAGAAAUCUGAAAUUGCUGAAUGUAUCAAUGGAUAUUAGAUCAUUUUCAUACUAUGCAACCAUCCCAAGCAAAAAAUGCGCUCUAUGAGAGACUCAUUUAAAAUAAAAAAAUAAUAAUAAAAGCACAGGGGUUUAAAAAAAUGUUAAAAAUUACAUUUUAGAUGACCUUUUUAGAUGCCUUAUUGAACCUUAUUGAUAAAAACCCAAUAUUACACAGCUCAUAUACCUUUUGAAAAUUUGAACAAAUAAAUCCUUUGCGUGACAAUAGGACGAUGACCCCACUGACACUAAAACUAUAAGUGGAAUGUCUUAAAAAAGUACAUUAAAAAAAAACUUGUUUUUGGGUAAAAAAAAAAAUACUUCCAAUGGUGCUUGGUUGAAACAUAUUUUUAAUAAUAAUAAUAAAAAAAAAAAACUUGCUAUGCAUUUCUUGUACUAACUCAAAAGGGAUUGUUUGUAAAUUAUGCCUUUUUUUAUAACUCCGGUUUUAUAUGCAUAAAAUCAGAAUCGUUUGCUUCUUUUUUUCGAUUCGUAGCUGUUGCAAUGCAACAAUAAUGUACGCAAGGGAGGAAAUGUUUACUUUACGUUCCUGUGCCUUUUUCUUUAAAGGCUUUUAAAAGGUCUGUUGGGUGUGCCUGUAUACCUCUGUUUCUUAAUAAAUACUCAAUAAAGAAUGUGGUUGAACUAUA